Molecule: messenger RNA, 1970 nt
Organism: Chlamydomonas reinhardtii
Lineage: Eukaryota; Viridiplantae; Chlorophyta; Chlorophyceae; Chlamydomonadales; Chlamydomonadaceae
Exons: 8
Coding region: 125-1588 (487 amino acids)
Biological process (GO): protein O-linked glycosylation via mannose
Molecular function (GO): glucuronosyltransferase activity; xylosyltransferase activity
Source: RefSeq, a predicted model, not a curated record
GAUAUUGCAAUUGGCUGUCGUUGCGCGGGCGUCGAUUGAAGCGACUGGCAACCCUGGACAGCUUCUAAAGGACUGCUACAACAGCCCAGAGGAUGAUUCCGGUCCGAGCGACUUCAGCUGGUUCAUGGAGGAACGCCCAGCAAGACUGGUGCUACAGCAGUUCUGGUGGUCGCAGAAGCAUCCGCGUCAGGUGGCGGCGGGGGGCGAUGUCAACUCCAGCUCCGGCACGAACCCGCUGCCACUGCGGCACACCCCGCUGCCGCUGACGCUCUUCACCAUGGCCUCCCUGGACCGACUGCCGCUGCUGCAGGCGCAGUGCAGGAGCUACCCGGGGCCGCUGUCCGCGGCGGUGUACCUGCCACUGCUGGUGCAGGCGGGGGCCGGGGCGGGGACGGAGGCGGACGCGGGCGCGCAGCACCCCCAGGGGUCGGACCCUGCGGCGGCCGGGCGGCCAACGGGGGCUGCUGCUGGUGCUGCUGCUGCUGCUGCUGCUGCUGGUGGUGCGGUGCGGCCGGAGCUUGCGGCCGCCAUCCAGCAGCUGCAGGCCCUGUUCUCCGCCCUGGAGUCGGAGCCCGGCGCCUGCGGGCUGCUGCUGGGGCUGUACAGCGAGGCCACGUCCGACCCCGCCAUGGCCGCGCUCAUGCCCACCAACGCGCUGCGCAACGCGGCGCUGCUGGCGGCGGGCGGCGCGGGGCCACUGGUGGCCAUGGUGGACGUGGACCUGGGCGCCAGCGCGGGACUGGCGCGGCUGGUGGCGGACCAGAGGCGGCUGCCGGCGCUGCUGUCCCGCGCGCUGCACGGUCGCGGCCUGCUGGUGCUGCCGGCCUGGGAGCCGGACCGGUCACUGAGCCGGCGGCUGGGAGACCAGCUGGCGGACAGGGCGCUGGCGGGCGACAAGGGGGUGCUGAAGCGGCUGUGGCUGGGCGGACCCGGCAACGCCACCGGACUCGGCGCCGGCGCCGGCAAGGGGCAGUGCCGCGGCGUCGCUGACGUGCCCGCAGGCGCCGACGCGGACGCCGCCAUUGCGGCCGGGUGUCCGGACCUGAUGGUUCCCUUUGACGUCAAGUCCUUCGCCGCGGGGCAUCGAGCCACCGACUUCCUGCGCUCGCUGGAUGCGGGCCCCGGCGAGGACUACCCGAUAGAGUACGAGAGCGGCUUCGAGCCCUGGUUCAUUUGCGCCAGGGAGCUCAUGCUGCCGUACGACGAGCGGUUCCGCGGCUGGUACGGCGACAAGAUCACGCAGGUGCGGGCCAUGGCCGCAGCCCGGCGGCGCUUCUGGGUGUCGGCCGACGCCUGGCUGGUUCACCGCCCGCACCCGCCCGCGCCCGCCCGCGCGCUGUUCCGGAACGAGGGCGGCCGCAGCAACGUCACCGUGCAGGGCGUGGCGGCGCUGGAGCAGGUGGUGCGGCCCCGCCUGCUGCGGCGCACCAAGUUCCAGGCCUACGUGACGCACAGCAAGAACAUGGACUUCUGGCAGCGCCGGGGGCUGGUGCUGGGCGGCUGGAGGCCCACACUGAGCGCCGCCACGCAGCGGUGCUGGCAGCAGCUGCCCUGGUGGCGGAGACACAAGCAUGAAGGGCGCCACUGACAACUGUGCCCGGCGCGGAAGGGAUGCAGGGCGGGCAGGUUGAGGCAGGAAAGGCGUUGGCGUUCAAGGAGUCUGGCUGGCACCAGAGAGUGAAAGCUAACGCGUGAGGUGGUGGGCGCAUGCCACAUGCGACUGGAGGGGCUUGAGGGGACGUCGUGCGCAGAGGAGAGAGGGUGCAGGUCAUUGCAGGCUGCGGCGUGCGUGCGUGAAGGACUGGCAUGCAGAGGGUUCGGCGAUGACCGGAGGUGGUUGAGUGGAGGGUGGAGACUGAUGGGGGCCGUGGAGGCAAGGCCUUGCGCAAGGUGCUUACGUGUUCAUACUGCUAUAUGCGCAGCAAUGAUGCAAUGAUCUCCACGGGAGGUCAAUGUAACAGGGGCCCAAG